Molecule: messenger RNA, 695 nt
Organism: Polyodon spathula (Mississippi paddlefish)
Lineage: Eukaryota; Metazoa; Chordata; Actinopteri; Acipenseriformes; Polyodontidae
Product: dispanin subfamily A member 2b-like
Exons: 2
Coding region: 115-546 (143 amino acids)
Cellular component (GO): plasma membrane
Source: RefSeq, a predicted model, not a curated record
UAUGAAAAAAAUACAACCCGUCCCUCUCUCAUAUAAACCCACCCUGCUGCGUUUAAUCAACUUGCUGUAAACUUCUAGUAAGAACGUUAUUCAGACGAUAGAGAUUUCACAGCAAUGGAGAAUUUCCAAUAUACCCAGGACAAUGUCCCACUGCAAAUCCAAACCAAUAACUACGAGCGGCUGAGAGAUGAUCAGGGGGUAUGCAGCCCCGCGGUGGUGAACAUGGGUCCUCCUAUAUACCCCCAGGUUCGGGAUCACAUUGUUUGGUCAAUUUUUAACACCGUCUACAUGAACUUCUGCUGUUUGGGGUUCGCAGCCCUGCUUUUUUCAAUCAAGUCAAGAGACAGAAAAGUUGUGGGAGAUCUGGAAGGAGCUCGCCACUAUGGGUCUACUGCACACUGCCUCAACGUGACCACCCUGGUCUUGACCAUCCUCACCUUCCUCAUUAUAAUUAUUCUGCUUGCUGUUGGAGUCCUUCAGUUCUACAAUAUUGCCAUGCAAGAAGUCCGGGACCAGCAUAACCUGUUCCAAGGAAACGGAAAGUAAAGAAAGAAAGAAAGAAGGCAGGAACAAAAUUACUAGCUUCAGCUGACUUGCAGAUAAGUUUUCCUGCAGCACAAGUUUUUGUAAUGGUAUCUUUGCUGUUUGUGUUUUCUGUUAUGUUUUCUUUUUUUGUAAUGUUUAUUUUCACACUU